Molecule: messenger RNA, 1515 nt
Organism: Salvia hispanica
Lineage: Eukaryota; Viridiplantae; Streptophyta; Magnoliopsida; Lamiales; Lamiaceae
Source: RefSeq, a predicted model, not a curated record
GAAUAUAUCAGAUUUGGCUACAAAUGUGAUGUAUGCAGCAUAUCUUUUUUACCCAAAUAUUGGAUGUAUCAUUGUCCCAUCUGCAGAUAUAUCGUCCACGUCUCUUCGACAGGCCGCCUCCCCCUCGCGUCACUGAAAAUGAGAAAGGCGUGAUCCAUCUUCCAAUAAAUGAGGUGGCAGAGGAACUCAUUACACCUUUUGUGAUGAGACAAAGAGGAGGAACAAAAUUGCAUCCACCCAUCAGCAUGCCAAAUGAUGCAGAUGAGUUGGUGAAGGAGAAAUAUGAGUUGUGUCAUCACCAACAUCCACUAACUUUAAUCUCAUCGGAUCAUCAAAGCCAAGAAGAAGAAGAAGACGAGGAGAACUAUGGAGUGAUCUCGAAAUUGAUAUGCGAUGGGUGCAACACUCCUAUAUCAAAGCAAUACUAUAUGAGUUGCAGUGAAUGCAAAUACAAUCUUCACAUCGCUUGCUUUCACUUGCCGCCUCGCCUCCCGUCUCUUCCACUCCACCAACAACAUGAUGAUGAUGACGAUGAUGAUGACGACGAUGAUGAUGAUGAUGACGAUGACGAUGACGAUGACGAUGAAGAUGACGACGACGACGACGACGACGAUGAUGAUGAUGAUGAUGAUGCUGGUGGUGGUGGUGGUCGUGGUGGUGGUGGUGGUGAUGAUGAUGAUCACUACCUACUCCUCCAAUCUUGUGACAAACUUCAGCCUUGGAAGUGGGAGCAUUGCAGUGUCUGUCGCUAUCGAAUGAACGGGUUGUUUUACGCUUGUGGAAAGUGCAACUUCAAAGUGGAUAUCGAGUGCGCUUCUCUGACGCGUACCAUACAUCACGCAGCUCACCCGCAGCAUCUCCUCAAGCACGUGGCUCAGUCGGAUCUACAAAGAAAAGCCAACUCAUGGCGCUUCACGUGUGCGGCUGGUUGUGGCUACAUCGUAGACAAUUAUGAUUGUUACAAGUGCUGCACCAACUCAUGUGAUUUCAUCGUGCACGUUAGAUGCGCAGUGUUGCCGGCGUCAGUGAGCAGCCGCAGAUGGGACGAGCGCCACCCGCUGCUGCUGACGUACGACGCCACUCUCGAUCGCCCUGGCGAUUUCUACUGCGAUCAAUGUGAAACGCAAAUGAAUCCCAAGAGCUGGAUGUAUCACUGCCGCGCCUGCGAUCUGUCCUUCCAUCCGAAAUGCUUUAAAACUGUAUCCGGCUUAUGGAGACACAUGAAGUUGGGGCAGAAAUAUGUGAACGAGGCAGCUCAUCGACACCGUCUCACCUAUCAACUUCUCACCAAAAAACGCCGUUGCGACAUUUGUCGCUAUGAUAAAUAUGAAUGUGUUGGAUUUUACUGCGCAUCGUGCAACUUCUUCAUAUGUCUCGACGAAUGCGGUGCAAAAAUGAUCGAAGCUGGAGCCAUGAAGGCCGUGAUUGAUUGAGAGAAAUUAUUUGUUUCAGAUACAUUUGUUCAGUCCAGUCUAAAAUGAUGAUGCACAUAUACUACUCUUUUCUAUUGUAUUC